AUGGAUACCCUGGAGUUCCUGGGAGAUGAAUUCAGUGGAAUGGCCAGGUGCCCCUAUGAUGCAAAGCAUGCCAAUGUUGCUUUGUUUGCAGAGGGAAAGCUGUAUUCUGCCACAGUGACCGACUUCCUUGCAAUAGAUGCAGUCAUAUACCGGAGCCUUGGAGACAGCCCAACUCUGCGGACAGUUAAACAUGACUCAAAGUGGUUGAAAGAACCAUACUUUGUCCAGGCAGUGGACUAUGGCAAUUACAUUUACUUCUUCUUCCGGGAAAUAGCAGUGGAGUACAACAGCAUGGGAAAGGUAGUUUUCCCAAGGGUGGCUCAGGUUUGCAAGAAUGACAUGGGAGGAUCUCAGAGAGUGCUGGAAAAACAGUGGACUUCCUUUCUCAAGGCUCGUUUGAACUGCUCAGUUCCUGGCGAUUCACACUUCUACUUUAACAUAUUGCAGGCAGUUACAGAUGUGAUCCAUUUCAAUGGCCGGGAUGUUGUUUUAGCAACCUUCUCCACUCCAUAUAAUAGCAUCCCUGGCUCUGCAGUCUGUGCCUAUGACAUGCUUGACAUUGCCAAUGUAUUUACUGGGAGAUUCAAAGAACAAAAGUCUCCAGAUUCCACAUGGACACCAGUUCCUGAUGAACGAGUGCCCAAGCCCAGGCCCGGUUGUUGUGCUGGCUCUACAUCAUUAGAAAAAUAUGUAACCUCGAACGAGUUCCCAGAUGAUACUCUGAACUUCAUCAAAACACAUCCACUGAUGGACGAGGCUGUACCUUCCAUUGUCAAUCGACCCUGGUUCCUGAGAACGAUGGUCAGAUACCGCCUGACCAAAAUUGCCGUGGAUUCUGCUGCUGGGCCCUAUCAGAACUACACCGUGGUUUUCUUGGGAUCAGAGAAGGGAAUAAUCCUGAAGUUCUUGGCACGGACAGGAAACAGUGGUUUCCUAAACGAUAGCCUUUUCCUGGAGGAGAUGAACGUUUACAAUCCUGAAAAGUGCAGCUACGACGGUGUGGAGGACAAGCGGAUAGUGGGCAUGCAGCUUGACAAGCCCAGCAGUGCCCUGUACGUCGCCUUCUCCACCUGUGUCAUCAAGGUUCCUCUGGGACGUUGCGAGCGUCACGGCAAAUGCAAAAAGGCCUGCAUAGCGUCCAGAGACCCCUACUGUGGAUGGGUGAAGGAGAGCGGGGCAUGCACGCAGCUGGUCCUUGGCUCCAAACUGGCAUUUGAACAGGACAUAGAACACGGCAAUACAGAUGGCCUGGGUGACUGCCAAAAUUCCUUCGUAGCCCUGAAUGACAUUUCAACUGCUUCACCUGAUCAUGAAAUGUCUUACAACACAGUGUAUGGACACUCCAGUUCCCUAGUCCCAAGCACCACCACUUCUGACUCUCGCGCUCGACAGGGUUAUGAUGCUAGGGGACGCAUGCUGGAUUGGAAGGAUCCGCUUGGUUCAUCUGAAAAUACAGAUCCAUAUGUGGCAGUUUCAUCCCAUAAUCAUCAAGACAAGAAGG
Molecule: messenger RNA, 1501 nt
Organism: Fulmarus glacialis (Northern fulmar)
Lineage: Eukaryota; Metazoa; Chordata; Aves; Procellariiformes; Procellariidae
Product: semaphorin-6A-like
Exons: 13
Biological process (GO): positive regulation of neuron migration; negative regulation of axon extension involved in axon guidance; axon guidance
Molecular function (GO): chemorepellent activity; semaphorin receptor binding
Source: RefSeq, a predicted model, not a curated record